This is a messenger RNA of Haliotis rubra (blacklip abalone), 6098 nucleotides long. RefSeq names its product hemicentin-1-like. The record is from RefSeq and is a predicted model, not a curated record. The transcript has 42 exons. The coding region runs from base 14 to 5800 and encodes 1928 amino acids. Lineage: Eukaryota; Metazoa; Mollusca; Gastropoda; Lepetellida; Haliotidae.
CACACGGGGGACGAUGCAGGCUCACGUUGCUGCAGCGACACUGUGCUUUGUGAUUCUCGGAUACAUCAACGUUGCAGUAUGCGAGGGCCCUUGGUGCUAUGUCUGUGACAAGGCCGUGAAACCUGGUUCCUGUGGGGAGAUUGUCAAGUGUAGCGACGACGAACAAUGCUAUGCUUCAUCGACGGGAGUCAGCCCGACACAGUACACGGCUGGGUGCAAAAAGAAACAGUUGUGUCAAGGUACAGGGUCGGUGGCAGGGGGCAGCAGCCCACACAGCUGUGAGGAAUGCUGUUUCGGGGACCACUGCAACUCAGACCUGUGUGGCGGACUCCCUGUUCCAAAGGGAGGUAACCGCCUGUGUCUGCAGUGUGAGGCAGUCGAGCAUCCCAGCCAGUGCACGACAGCGUCCAAGUGUGGCCAGGAUAAGUAUUGCUCCAUUUGGAAGAAGACACGGUUUGAUUUAACGUUUUUUGACCUUGGCUGCCUGGAGAAGUCGCAAUGUGUCGGCCACAUGAAAGGUGUUGACCAGCUGGUACAUGAGGGCUUCAUAUGCUGCAAUGAUGACUUCUGUAACAGCCACGAGAACAACGACCACCUGACACCAGCACCAACUUCACCGACAACAACUACAUCUCUGCCUACAACAACAAUAAGAACGGGAAACAUAAAAUGCAAAAUGUGUCCGUACGCUGAACAGCCAUCAUCAUGUGAGAGUGAGACAGAGUGUGGGCCUGACCAGUAUUGUUCAGUGAAAAAAGUCUUCCAAUUUGGGCAGACCUUCUAUGAUCUUGGAUGUGAAGAGAAAACGGAGUGUGUUGGUCACAUGACGAUUUUGGGUGAAGACGGGAUCCGCUGUUGUAAUGAGGACCUUUGUAACGCUGACGCGAAUCCAGUGACUGGGAGUACAACACCGGCAGCUACAGCUCCUGCAACUGCUGAAACAUCAACAUCAACAGCCAAGACAUCUUCUCUUCCACCAACGACUACAAUCAGAACAGGAAACCUGAAAUGUAAAAAAUGUGGGUUCGUUCCACAGCCAUCCUCUUGUCAGGAGGAGACAUACUGCGGGCCAGACCAGUAUUGUUCAGUGAGAAGAAUCUUCCAGUUGGUCAUGACCGUCUAUGAUCUUGGAUGUGAAGAGAAAACGGAGUGUGUCGGUCACAUGACGACUUUGGGUGAAGACGGGUUCCGCUGUUGUAACGAAGAUCUUUGUAACGCUGACGUGAAUCCAGUGACUGGGACUACAACACCGGCAGCUACAGCUCCUGCAACUCCUGAAAGUUCAACAUCGCCAACAAACUCUUCUCCUCUUCCCACUAUGGCUCCUCACAUAUUGAACACAAACCAGACUGUGAACGCCAUCUUGGGUACAACUGUUCUUCUGUUGUGUAAUGUAACCGGCAACCCUGAGCCUUCCGUCACGUGGACAUACGACAAACAGGUGAACCCUAACGCCCACCCCAGAGGAUCGACGUUGGCUAUAUCGUCCGUGAACGAGAAGAACGGGGGCAUCUACAGAUGUGUCGCUAACAAUACACUAGGAACCAAGGAGGGCAUAGUUCAUCUGCAUGUCACAGAGCCCGUUUCUGUGAAAGCUGUGCCUCCUAUUAUGGUGAUCACCCCUCUGAAACCUCUUCGGCUGAAAUGCGUGGGAGAAGGAAUUCCUACACCUAAAGUUACCUUGAGUAAAUACGGCGAAGAUAUCAGCGCUGAUAAAUCCUAUCAUAAUUUGGGUCCUGCUGAGUUCCUGAUCAUCGGAAUCACAGAGGCCAACAUGUUGAAGUACGACGGUGUAUACGUGUGUAACGCUACAAAUGGUCAAACAUCAGCUACAGCCAACCAGAUAGUUGCGGUCAAUGUUACAGAGAUGCUUGGAGAGAACCACCCAUUUGAUAAUAUCAGCUCAACGCCAUUGAAAGCAUUCCAUGCCUUUUGUACGCCUGGAAGUAUGGUUCCUGACGCGUCUCCCAUCACUACUGAGUUUGACCUGAGUGAGCCAAUAUGCACCUCAGCAAGGAAAGUAGGGCUUAUUCACUCGGAUGCUGGCACGGUCACGUGGCUUGUCAGGCCUGAUGGCAAAGCACAGUUCUUAAAUGGAUCCGUGAAUGUGGAUUUUGAACACUUUAGUUCCACUGCAGUCUCCCCGGCAUCAACAACCGGUUCUUCACUUGCGUCAUCAGCAGCUACAUCUACUCCACCUCUGACUGCCCCCGAUAUAUUAAACCCAAACCAGACGGUGAAUGCAGCCCUUGGGAAAACUGUUCUCCUAUUCUGUAAUGUGAGUGGCAACCCGACCCCAUCAGUCACCUGGAUAUAUGACCAGUCGGUAAACCCUAAUGCCCACCCAAAGGAAUCAACGCUGGCCAUAUCGUCCGUUUUGAAGAACAACGAAGGGGUGUACAGAUGUGAAGCUAACAACUCACUGGGAACAAAAGAGGGUGUUGUCCAUCUGCAUGUUACAGAACCUGUAUCUGUGAAAGGGGAGCCUGCCAUAGUUGUCAUCACCCCAGGAAUGAGGUUUGCCAGAUUGAAAUGCGUAGGAGAAGGAAUUCCUCCACCUUCAGUUACCUUGAGUAAAUAUGGCGAAGAUAUCAGCGCUGAUAAAUCCUAUCACCACAUAAGUUCUGCGGAGAUACUGAUUAUGGGAAUCACAGAGGCCAACAUGUUGAAGUACGACGGUGUAUACGUGUGUAACGCUACAAAUGGUGAAACCUCAGCUACAGCCUACCAGAUAGUUGCGAUCAAUGUUACUACGCCAGUCGAUGGGCAGGUUCCAUUCAGCAACAUCAGCACCACGCCCUUGAAGGCAUUCCAAGCACAGUGUCCAUCAGGCCACACCGGACCAGAUGGAUCUCCCAUUACUCGCGAGUUUAACCUGGAUGAAUUUAUAUGUGCGUCAGCCAGAGAAGUGGGUGUCAUCGACACAAAUCCAGGCCCGGUAACGUGGGUCAUCCGACCUGAAGGCAAGGCACAGUUUCUCAAUGGAUCUGCCAAUGUGGACUUUGGGAUUGUUAACUCCACAGCGGUAAUCACGACACCAUCAACAUCGUUGAGCUCAAGUGCAACUAUAGCGCCAACACAGUCUUCCUUGCUGUCACUGCCGCCUCUGCCAUCCACCAUGUCAAACAUUCACAAUGUGGUAUCUUUGACAACACCUUUAAUGGUCAUGACCCCCUCAUUUGUAACACAUGUCCCCUUAAACUCUAUACAAACUAACACCCAGUCAGGCAACAUAAUCAGUUCACAUUCAUCCUUUGAUGUAAUACCAACCUCUCAAAGCCAGUUUCUGCCGCCUGUUGCUUCUUCAAAGGUAGCGUUGACUAUGAUGGCAACAAGUUCCUUAUCACAGUCAAUGGCAAUGACCUCACUCCCUUCCAGUGUAACAUCUUCAUCACAGGCAAGUGCAGGUACUUAUGCUUCCUCUAGGGGCGUGUCCUCAUCUGGGAUGACAUCAAGUAGCCCAUCACCUUCAAUGGCAAUGACCUCACUCCCUUCCAGUGUAACAUCUUCAUCACAGGCAAGUGCAGGUACUUAUGCUUCCUCAAGGGGCGUGUCCUCAUCUGGGAUGACAUCAAGUAGCCCAUCACCUUCACUGGCAAUGACCUUUCUUCCUUCCAGUGUAACAUCUUCAUCACAGGCAAGUGCAGGUACUUAUGCUUCCUCUAGGGGCGUGUCCUCAUCUGGGAUGACAUCAAGUAGCCCAUCACCUUCACUGGCAAUGACCUCACUCCCUUCCAGUGUAACAUCUUCAUCACAGGCAAGUGCAGGUACUUAUGCUUCCUCAAGGGGCGUGUCCUCAUCUGGGAUGACAUCAAGUAGCCCAUCACCUUCAAUGGCAAUGACCUCACUUCCUUCCAGUGUAACAUCUUCAUCACAGGCAAGUGCAGGUACUUAUGCUUCCUCAAGGGGCGUGUCCUCAUCUGGGAUGACAUCAGUAGUGGCAAUGACCUCACUCCCUUUCAGUGUAACAUCUUCAUCACAGGCAAAUGCAGGUACUUAUGCUUCCUCAAGGGGCGUGUCCUCAUCUGGGAUGACAUCAAGUAGCCCAUCACCUUCACUGGCAAUGACCUCACUCCCUUCCAGUGUAAAAUCUUCAUCACAGGCAAGUGCAGGUACUUAUGCUUCCUCAAGGGGCGUGUCCUCAUCUAUGAUGACAUCAAGUAGCCCAGCACCUGCUAUAGAACCUACCAGCACGAUAUCGUCAUCACAGUUAAGAACAGGUGUUUCUUCAUCAUCUGUGGCAUUGCCAAGUGUAUCACCCACCUUCCAAAUGUCUGUUUCAGCUCCAAGCGUGUCGUCAGGAGCAUACCUUCUUUCCUCACAAAGCUCACUGAAUAAACACAUUUCUUCCCAUCCCACAGCAUCUCUAUCAGGUCCAACGUCAUUUACUCCUUUCCUCUCAUCACCAACAUCCAGCUUGAUGUCGCUUCCAGUUGCUGCUGCUUCCAUCACACAAACGUCUAUUACUGGCUUACUGUCACAAAUUAUCUCCCCUUCCUCCUCUGCAAUGACCACCGGCCAGUCUACAGCCAGACCAGGAACCUACAGACAAGAAGCAACCACUGAAGCAACAACGGUCACUACAACAGAACCAAGAGUUGCACCACACAUUCCAAACCCAAGUCAGAGCGUCAAUGCAUUUACGGGGAAAGACGUCAUUCUCUCAUGUAAUGUCACAGGGGUGCCUGAACCAAGAGUCACGUGGUAUUAUGACAAACAGAAUAUUUUCAAUGCUAAGCCAGACGGGAACAACCUAAGACUUGCCUAUGUAACUAAGGACAACAGUGGCGACUACACCUGUGUGGCUGAGAACAACGUAGGGCAAGCCAAUGGAACCGUACAUGUACAGACACACGAGCCGCUGACAAUAUCUGCAAAGAAACCAAUUGUCAUUUUGGAGCCAGACGGUUUUGGAAACGAGAUGGAGUGUGUAGUCGAAGGUGACCCGGCUCCUAAAGUUACAUGGAGCAAAUAUGGAGGGGUGGACUUGUCUUCUGACCAGACAGUUGUUGACUUUGGAGAUGGGGAGUUGCUCUUGACUGGCGUCACCAAAGCAAAUCUGGAACAAUAUGAAGGAAUAUACAUCUGUCAGGCUGAUAAUGGGAUAUCUUCAAACAAGGCCUACGUCGUUGCUGCUGCUAACAUUUCGGAGUCAAUGGACAGUAGUAAGAAGUUUAAUGAAUUCAGCAUGAAAUCAGGAGCGGCUUUACAUGCCACGUGUGUUCCUGGGACAGUAGACGCUGAUGGUUCACCACUGUCAACCACAUUCGGACCGAGCGACUCUAUAUGCGAUUCAGCGAGAAGGGUUGGCGUACUUGCUAAAGACUCUGGACCUGUCACGUGGUUCAUAAGACUCGAUGGCAAGGCUGAGUUUGUGAACGAGACGAAAGGAGCAGGAUUGUCCAUGGCUGACGCUCUUACAACACGAGAUACACCGAUGUCAGACCCACCAAGUGCAGCAACUACAGUUAUAGCACCUCUCACCUGUGAAACAUGUUCUGGUGGUACGUGUGGUAUAUUCCCGGGAAAAGACACCCCGUGUUCAAUCAUGACACCCUUCUGCAUGAACACUGUUAUUGUCAAGAAGGACGAGUCGAGAAUAGUCACGAAAAGCUGUGCUUCUUCCGGCGACUGUGAGACAAAAUGGUGGCAGCAAACAUCUGACCAAGACAGAUGUACGAACAUGCAGCCUGGAAACCCCUACAUGGAAGACUUCACCUGCAGCUACUGUUGCACCACACCGGGAUGUAACAAGGAUGUGUUCCCUAAGAAAGACACACUGUAUAAAGGGAAUGCUUAGAGACAGAUAUGUAUGAUAUGUGUGGAAACACAGCAGUAUAUCGUUGUUGUACUAUGUAAUGACACAUGUUUGUAGAAGAGUGGAGGUGUAAUGGCAUUUGAGAAAUGAAAUGUAAGAGCAUCCCCACAUAAUAUAUGUGUGAAAAAUCGUUCAAACUGAUUAUGUAUGAAAUGUAUUAUAUUUGACACUCAAAGUAUAUAAGCGAACAGAUGACAACGUUAGACAGAAUGGUAAAAAGCCAUAAAUUGGUUCUUAAAUACAAACAAGUUCGAUGGAAAAUAAAUCUUAUUCAUCAGGC